Molecule: messenger RNA, 1174 nt
Organism: Pectinophora gossypiella (pink bollworm)
Lineage: Eukaryota; Metazoa; Arthropoda; Insecta; Lepidoptera; Gelechiidae
Product: AN1-type zinc finger protein 1-like
Exons: 3
Coding region: 208-1119 (303 amino acids)
Biological process (GO): protein targeting to ER; proteasome-mediated ubiquitin-dependent protein catabolic process
Cellular component (GO): endoplasmic reticulum; cytoplasm
Molecular function (GO): zinc ion binding
Source: RefSeq, a predicted model, not a curated record
AUAUCAGCUGUUUUUGGCAUUUCUUUUGAUUUUGUCUUGUCAUUAUUUGUUUGAAUUGAAUUGGCGUUUUUUGAAUUCCUCAUCCUUUCUUGUGAUGAUAUAGUUACAUUUAACCCUCGUAAGAAAACCCAGCUAUCGUUUCUGUUGUUUUAAUUGGAGUUAUUUCAUUAAACAUAGGUACUCAUAACCUCUAAGAAAACAAGGAAAAUGGAAUUUCCAACUCUCGGUGAAAACUGCCAGUACGAAAACUGUAAUCAAAUAGAUUUUCUACCUUUACAAUGCAAAUGCGGUAAAGUGUUCUGUCGCGAACAUUUCAACGCGCAUUGUUUAUCUGGCGAGUGCGAAUUGGCGCCAGAACCGAAAGAAGUUAACCUCAAAACUGACGAUAAAAUAUUCAAAUGUUCCGAAAAAGGUUGCAGGAAAGGAAGUCUACAUGAAAUGUUGUGCUCUAAAUGUGGAAAACACUACUGCAUAGAACAUAGGUUUCAUCCAUCAUGCCCAGAAAUUGAUGAUGAAACAAUGGCGGCCAAGAUAGAGCAGUUGGAAGCUCCACGGAGACAGUUUAGAGAGGCCAAUAAACAUCUACAGGAGAAGAUAACUGAAAACAUAAGAAAAGCUCUACAAUCAUCAGCCAAAGUGAAGACUGCUUCCAAAAUUCACCUUAUGAGGAUAAAACAGAAGGCAGUUGGACCUAAAACCAUACCCGCUUCAGACAGGGUCUAUUUUGCCAUUGGCAAGCCCAAGUCUUCUGAGCCAAAACCCGUAAAAAUUAUUCAAGAUGUGGAUAAUAUUGAUUACAUUGAAUCUUUAACUUUAGAUCCAGAUUUAAAAGAUACAGUACCAGUUUUUAUAAGCUCAAAAUGGAGCUUAGGCAGAGCCAUAGAUAGUAUUUGCGAUUCUUGCAAUAUAAAGAAUGAAAAUAACAAAAUGGGCGAUACAAAAUUAAGAAUAUUUCGGCAACUGGAUGGGUAUUGCGUAAGUCCUUUGAAAAUGGACGUAGAAAUCAGUGAGUUGAUGAAACAAGAGGUUUUACUAGAAGGAGACAAACUCAUGGUUGAACAUAUUAGCAGCAAAGUGAUAACUGACUUAGACGAAAACACUCAAGUAUUCUUAAGUUGAUACUCUUGUGAUCAUCUAAGUAAAAAAAUUAAUAAAUAAUUUACUUACAAUACAA